Messenger RNA from Cyprinus carpio (common carp), 2660 nucleotides. RefSeq names its product solute carrier family 46 member 2. Gene Ontology annotation, biological process: transmembrane transport. The record is from RefSeq and is a predicted model, not a curated record. Gene Ontology annotation, molecular function: transmembrane transporter activity. Gene Ontology annotation, cellular component: membrane. Lineage: Eukaryota; Metazoa; Chordata; Actinopteri; Cypriniformes; Cyprinidae.
GCUUAAUUGUUUGUUCAUCAUGCAAGUCAUUAAAAAUGUCUACACAACAACAGUGCCACGGAUGCUAGACAAGACUCAAAAUCCUCCUCUGAACCCAUUUGUAUAAGUACCACACUUUGUUUUAUGCUCCCAGAGGUGAUUUUAAGGGAAUCUCAUGGUAGAUGCUUUUACAAGCAGGAACAAGUUACCUUUUAAAAUCACUUUCACUUCAAUCACACAGCUUCCAUUCUGCUUUAAACUGCAAAUCAAUGCCAAUCGGGGCUUUCCACUCUUUCACUUCAAUUAAAAUCCAUUCCCAGCGGAUAAAACCUUUUGAGUUACAAAUUUCAGCUUCAAGCUCCCAGUCUGCCAAUCUAAUGGGGGCCAUUCUGACUUUAGUGGAGCCGGUGGUUGUCAUCAAUAAACUGGGGACAUCGUUCUUUGAGAUGGCACUUACACAGACCGUGUACAACCAGUCACUGAAGGCAACAGCAGGAGACAGCGAUCAGGCGCAGGCGUUAUCCUCACGCUUUCUUCUUAUUCAGAGUGUGUUGUCCUCUGUGGCGGCCAUGGUGUCCAUUAUACCACUGAGACGCAUGGCAGACCGUCAUGGACCUAAAGUCUUCCUGGUGUCCUCUCAAAUGGGUUCGGUUUUGGGCAUGUUUACGCUUGUCAUCUUCAUGUACUGUGAAGUUCCUCUGGAGAUUCUGUACUUGGGUUCUUUGCUGCAUGGUUUGAGUGGAGGCGGGCCGAUGUUCUGGGCCGGGGUGGCGGCUUUGGCGUCUCUGAGCUCAGAGCAGGGCAAACGCACUCUUAAACUCAACAUCGUGGACUUCUGUUUUGGGGUCGCAGGGGUCGUGGGAGAUCUCCUGUCUGGAUAUCUGUACCAGAUGGGACCAUCAAUUCUCCUCCUGACAGCAAUUCUAGUCAGUGUUGUGGCAUUACUGUACUCUGUGUUUGCCCUCACUGACUCGAGACGUUCACUAUCCGAGAGUGAGCCAUUGCUGGCUGAAUCCGAAAAUGGGAAAACGAUGGAUCGAGUCUCUGUAGGCAUGCUGAUCACAGCCAUGGUGUUGUUCAUUCUAGGCAUGGUUGGGGCAGAAAAUGUGCUCCAGCUGUAUGUGCUGAAGCCCCCCCUGAGCUGGGACUCAGUUUGGGCCGGAUAUGGCAGAGCCGCCACCAGCGCCAUGUACCUGAGUAGUUUCAUAGGGGUCCUGGGUCUGUUCAGAGUGUUGGGAGACACACCCCUCACUCUACUGGGUAUUGUGUCCAACUGUACUGGGAUGGCAAUCAUGGCAUUCGCUGUAGAAAGCUGGGUGUACUUCCUGGCUAGAGGGAUCAUGAUGUUUGCCUGCGUUCCCAUGCCAACACUGCGAGCCAUGCUGUCCAAGAACCUGCAUCCUCGGCAAUAUGGGCGAGUCUUUGGGCUGCUCCAGCUUGUUCUAGCUGUGACUGAUCUCUUGUCCAACGUCUUUUUCACCUCCAUUUACCCACUAACUCUCGGCUGGUUCAGUGGCUUCUGCUUCCUCCUCUCCUGUGCUAUUAGUUACACCAGUGCUGUCCCGAUCAUUUAUCGAAGUGGCAGAGACUUGAGACUUGGAUCCAUUUGAGAUGUUGAACACUUACAUGAAAAUUGUUUAACAAAAUAAUUUAAAUGUUUAAUUCUUUUCUUAUUUUGAUUCAGACAAAACCCCUAAUGUGAUGACAAUCGGAUAAAAAUUAUAUUUCAAUGCUUUUGUGUUUGCUUUGCUCGCAAAACUUUUGCAUUGCCUGAGAACAUUUGCAUUCACUCACAAAACCUUUGUGUUCUUUCAUAAAACUAUUGCAAUUCCUAAAAAAAUUGUUUGUUCACAAAACUAAUGCAUUCUCUCCCAAAAACAUUGCAUUCCCUGAUAAACUUUGCUUUUGCUCACAAAAUCUUUCUGUUCUCACGCAAAAGUAACUCUGUGUUUGCACACAAAACUUUUGCAUUCUCUCAACAACGUUUUGCAUUACCCAAGAAACUUUGCAUUUGCUCACAAGACCUUUCUGUACUCUCACAAAAAUAUUGCAUGUUCACAGAAAAUUUCAAUUCUUUUGCAUUUGCUUGCAAAUCUUUUGUGUACCCUGAAAACUUUGCUUUUGUUUACAAAAUGUUUGUUUUAUUUCACCAAAGUUUCAGAUCCUCUUACAAAAGAUUUGUUCAUGCACAAAAUUUUUGCAUUGUCUUAGAAAAAAAGAAUUAUAUUCUCAGUGAAUCUUUGAGUUCACUGAAAGUUUUUCCCUUCACUGAAAGCUACAUUUUUUUUUUCUCCCACCUUAUGCUAUUUCCAUUACUAGUUUUGCAUUUGCGCACAAAAAUUUUGCAAGCAAAUAGAAAACUUUUGCAACUGAAUCUGGAACUUUAGCAAAAGAACACAGAGAUUUUACAAACAAAAGCACAGUUUCUCAGGGUAAUGUAAAAGCAUGGAAUUUUUUUUUUCCUCCAAUGACUAAUGUCCCUGUAAGGGCUCUGUACAUUUCUCUCAGAUAUAAUCACAUAACAUCAUAUCUAAUGUCUGAUUUCCACUAAUGUAUAAAAUAAAAUUUGAUUGCAAUAGUACAAAGUACAAUACAUAAUAUAAUGCCAAAGAAUUGGAGAAUUAAAAUAAGUAUGAUACAAAAGUCUGUCCAGCUUUUUUUGCAGCAGGACACAUAGUUUG